Messenger RNA from Medicago truncatula (barrel medic), 1579 nucleotides. RefSeq names its product polygalacturonase. The transcript has 8 exons. The coding region runs from base 123 to 1457 and encodes 444 amino acids. The record is from RefSeq and is a predicted model, not a curated record. NCBI's taxonomy places the organism in Eukaryota, Viridiplantae, Streptophyta, Magnoliopsida, Fabales, Fabaceae. Gene Ontology annotation, molecular function: polygalacturonase activity. Gene Ontology annotation, biological process: carbohydrate metabolic process.
UUGCUUCUAACCCCACGCUAUAAAAGCAGCUCUAAUUUUUCUAUAACUACAUAACAUUAGCCCAUCAUUUGGCACAACCACCACAAUUCUCUCCAUCUAUCUCACAAAAAAAAAUCAACAAAAUGUAUCAAGAAAAGACAAUUAUCACACUUCUCAUGAUAUUCCUAGCUUCAUUAUUCAUAUGCAAUGGCUCUUACAUAGUGGAACCACAUCAUCAAGCCAAUGUUGAACGUUACUACCAUGUACAUGAUGGUAGAUUGAUCAAAACAAAACAUCAACAUUUUGGUCACAUAACUAGGACCAAUAGAGAUACACUUUUCUCUUCAAAGUCUCAAGGAAUGGUAAGUGUUGAUGACUUUGGAGCAAGAGCAGAUGGAAGAGAUGAUUGGGAGGCAUUUAAGAAGGCAUGGAAUGAAGCAUGUUCUAAAGGGUAUGUCCUUGUGGUACCCAAAAAUAGGAUAUAUCGUCUCAAGCCAAUAACUUUUUCAGGUCCAUGUCAACCAAAUACUGCCUUUAUGCUCUAUGGAACAAUUGAAGCAUGGUCUCAAAUGUCAGCAUAUGAAGAAGAUAGGCAACACUGGAUUGUGUUUGAUAGUGUCUCAAAUUUCAAAGUUGAUGGUGGUGGCACUUUCAAUGGCAAUGGGAAAAAAUGGUGGGAAAACUCCUGCAAAUAUUCCAACAAUAACCUUCCAUGCAAUGAUGAACCAAGACCAACUGCGGUGACAUUCUAUGAUUGCAAAAAUUUGAAAGUAAAGAAUCUAAGGUUCAAAGAUUCACAACAAAUGCAUGUAGUAUUUGAGAGAUGCUUCAAUGUGUUUGUUUCGAAUUUGAUUGUGAGAGCGCCAGAGGAUAGUCCCAACACCGAUGGAAUUCAUGUUGCCGAAACACAAAAUAUUGACAUAAUAAAUUGUGAUAUUGGGACAGGUGAUGAUUGUAUUUCGAUAGUUAGUGGAUCCAAAAAUGUUCGAGCUAUAGAUAUCACUUGCGGACCAGGACAUGGGAUCAGUAUUGGAAGCUUAGGAGCUGAUAACUCAGAAGCUGAAGUUUCCAAUGUAGUAGUGAACAGAGCAGCCUUAACAGGAACAACUAAUGGAGUGAGAAUAAAAACAUGGCAGGGUGGUUCAGGAUAUGCAAGAAACAUCAAAUUUAUGAACAUAAAAAUGCAAAAUGUGACAAAUCCCGUAAUCAUAGAUCAAUACUACUGUGAUCAAACAGAGCCAUGCCAAGAGCGGAACAAAGCCGUGCAAUUAAGCCAAGUUUUGUACCAAAACAUCAGAGGAACGAGUGCUUCGGAAAUAGCGAUCAAAUUUAAUUGCAGCCGAAGCGUUCCUUGCAGAGAAAUAUACUUGCAGGAUGUGAUUUUAGAACCAGAAGGUGGUGGUGGAACUACUGCAACAUGUGAGAAUGUUCGAUAUGUAAACAGAGGAAAGUUUUAUCCUCAAUGCUCUCCACAAUAGGCGAUGAAUAAUGUCAAUUUGAAAUAUUUAUAUACAAAUAUUUAUCAAAAAUCAAAUGUUACAAAGAAUCUUGCUAUGUAUACAGAUUUUUAAAACUAUAACCAAGCUGUUGAAGUUAAAAA